UUAACCAAUGAGACGCUCGCUCAUUCCACGACACUUCGUGAUAUCGCGCGAGAGGCUGAUUAGAUAAUAGAAGCAUUAUCAGAGGUGUUCCAACAGUGUCCUUUCUAAUUUCGAGGAAGAUGUGCCUUUUACGAGUUACACCUGGAGUGUUAGUGAUAUUGUGUGCCCUAGUUUCCGCGAGUCACGCAGUCGGCGAGGUGAUAAACGUCCCCUGUGAUAUAUUCUUUCAAGAUGUCAACAAUCUCACGCUAAACUGUUCGAGGCGCAAUGUCGACAGAAUACCUAAUUGGCCGGAGGCGAUGAAAAAUGUUUCGAACCAAGACGGUCACGUGUUGAUAACAUUCUUCAACAACAGCAUAACGAACGUGACGGAACUGCCGCCAGUGCCGGGCAACAGGAUCGCGAUCAGUUUCAAGUCCAACAAGAUCAUAGAGAUCAACGAUGACGCCUUCAACAAUAUCCACCGGCUGGUGUACUUGGAUCUGAGUAACAACCUCUUAUCAGGAGACGUCCUGCGCAGCGAGAUAUUCCAAGGGCCGUACAACAACAGCGUCUACAGCAAUAUAGCUUUGGAGACGUUGAAUCUCGGCAACAACCGCAUCCAUUCACUGGACAGAUAUCUGUUCAAGUACACGCCGAAUCUAACCCGUCUCUAUCUCAACAACAACCCCAUAGAAAUACUUGACAGCGUCACGCUGCUAGCUCUGUCGAGUGCUACGAAGUUGGAGGUCCUGGAUUUGGCUAAAACGGACAUCAAUGAUAUACCACUAGAUGCCUUCAGAGGUUUAGUGAAUUUGCGGCAGAUCGACCUGUCUGGGAACAAGUUGGUCACCGUGCCGCAAAGCUUGGGCGUCGUGGGCUCAACUCUACAAUACCUGACAUUCAAUAACAAUCCUAUUGUUGAACUCAACGAUGAUAGUUUUCUAGGGUUAACAAAUCUAGUGGAACUGGAGGUCGGCGAGAACGAUUACCUCGAGGAAGUGAAACGCAGCACAUUCACGCCGCUAAAGAGCCUGCGGGUGCUACACCUCUGCCACAACCACAACCUGCGGUACAUCAGCCAUAACGCGUUCCGCGGAAUCAAGGACAAGUGGACUUUGAAAGAGGUGUACCUUAACGACAACAAUCUGAGUGAGCUAUCAACAGAUUUGUUGCCAUGGAACAAACUGGACGUGCUUGGAAUGUCUGGGAACAACUGGCUGUGCAAUUGUGAUUUGGCUAACAUUGUAACUACACAGGAGGCUGGCACUAAAUUCAAGCCUGGUGAAAUACCAUAUUGUGCUGCCCCCAUGAGAAUGCAUGGCUUCUACAUCACAAACAUCACAGCUUCAUUCUGUCCUACAUUUGACACUACAUUUGCAGCCAAGAAGAGUUUCUCCAUAUCAGAUUUAAAACCAAAACACAUUCUAUGGAGUAUCCUAGGUGUAGCAGCAAUAGUUGGUAUCGGAAUGAUAUGUGGACUUCUAGUCAAUACAAUGAAAACAAUAUACAAAAAGAAUGCAAGGGCUCAGCCCAUUCGCUAUACUAAUAUCAAUGAUGAUAUUAAUUUCCCAUAGAAUAGCAGUAUUUUAUUACCCUGUUUGUAUUGUUAACAAAUAUAUUUUG
Molecule: messenger RNA, 1605 nt
Organism: Bicyclus anynana (squinting bush brown)
Lineage: Eukaryota; Metazoa; Arthropoda; Insecta; Lepidoptera; Nymphalidae
Product: phospholipase A2 inhibitor beta-like
Exons: 8
Coding region: 120-1556 (478 amino acids)
Cellular component (GO): voltage-gated potassium channel complex
Molecular function (GO): potassium channel activator activity; transmembrane transporter binding; voltage-gated potassium channel activity
Source: RefSeq, a predicted model, not a curated record